Charadrius vociferus (killdeer) is the source of this 1171-nucleotide messenger RNA. It is a transcript of the gene POFUT1, whose product is annotated as protein O-fucosyltransferase 1. Lineage: Eukaryota; Metazoa; Chordata; Aves; Charadriiformes; Charadriidae. Gene Ontology annotation, biological process: Notch signaling pathway; protein O-linked glycosylation via fucose; regulation of Notch signaling pathway. The coding region runs from base 1 to 1008 and encodes 335 amino acids. The record is from RefSeq and is a predicted model, not a curated record. The transcript has 6 exons. Gene Ontology annotation, cellular component: endoplasmic reticulum. Gene Ontology annotation, molecular function: peptide-O-fucosyltransferase activity.
AUGGCAGGCCUAGUAGAACAGGGCCAUGUCAAGCAGAACUCGAGCCUGCAGGCGUCUCGCUGCGAUCUUGUCCUCGUGCAGUUUUCUCUGCACGUCCCCUACACGGAGCAUUUCAGGCUGGAGCCACUACUGCAGUACCACCGCGUUAUCAGCUUGGAGGAGUUCAUGGAGGAGCUGGCACCUGUUCACUGGCCUCCUGGCAAGCGAGUGGCUUACUGCUUUGAAGCAGCAGCUCAGAGAAGUGCUGACAAAAGCACUUGUCCCAUGAAGGAUGGAAAUCCAUUUGGUCCCUUCUGGGAUCAGUUCCAAGUGAAUUUUGAUAAGUCUGAGCUCUUCAAGGGGAUUUCCUUCAGUUCUGCGUACAAGGACCAUUGGAUCCAAAGGUUUUCACCAUCUGAGCACCCUGUACUUGCCUUACCUGGAGCUCCAGCCCAGUUUCCUGUCUUAGAGGAGCACCGGCCCCUCCAGAAGUAUAUGGUGUGGUCUGAUGAAAUGGUGAAGAAAGGAGAAGCCUAUAUUCAUUCUCUGUUGGUCAGGCCCUACGUAGGAAUUCAUCUGAGGAUCGGCUCAGACUGGAAAAAUGCUUGCAAUAUGUUAAAGGAUGGGACGGCUGGGCCGCACUUCAUGGCUUCCCCUCAGUGCGUGGGCUACGACCGAAGCGCCGCGGUCCCUCUUACCAUGGACAUGUGCCUACCGGACCUCAAAGAGAUCAAGCGUGCUCUCAAGCUCUGGGUGAAAAAGACAGAAGCUAAAUCUGUUUAUAUUGCUACUGAUUCUGAGCCCUACACAACAGAAAUACAGCAGUUCUUCCAAGGAAAGGUCAAGGUUGUUAGCUUGCAGCCAGAAGUGCCUCAGAUUGAUUUGUAUGUUCUUGGCCAGUCCGAUCAUUUUAUCGGGAACUGUGUCUCUUCAUUUACUGCCUUUGUGAAAAGAGAGCGUGACGUGCAUGGAAAACCCUCUUCGUUUUUUGGCAUGGACCACCCACCAAGAUUACGGGAUGAAUUCUGACCAAAAGAGGAACAAGCUCCAUAGUUCUCAGGACUCUGAGCUUGGUACCUUGCUGAGGGACCACUCGGUGCUAACAGUGUUCUGCUGCCUUCAGAGCACACUGCCAGACUGCCACAGAGCUGCUUCAGCCUGUGAUAAUCCUCGCAGACUGUUCUGUCUGACU